This is a messenger RNA of Aspergillus caelatus, 1755 nucleotides long. RefSeq lists its product as uncharacterized. The record is from RefSeq and is a predicted model, not a curated record. Bases 390 to 1379 code for a protein of 329 amino acids. The transcript has a single exon. Lineage: Eukaryota; Fungi; Ascomycota; Eurotiomycetes; Eurotiales; Aspergillaceae.
CGGACCUGUUCGCGGAAUUUGGAUUCGGGGCCCCAGCUAAUCAGUCCUCAGGGACUACAGCCCUGCAGGGGGCCCGAUCUGUCGGUGCAACAUCUUCUCUAAUCCCUGAAAUAGAAAUAUUCGACAAUGCUCCUGCCACAGAUGUAUCUACGUCACACCCCAUUCAACCUCGGGCGUCAUCGGCCCAUCAAAAUACAUCGGGGAAGUCUAUUGUAUCACAUUCGAUACACUACGGCAACGAUAGUAAUGUUCUAUUUGAUGCCACCUUGGAAGACCCUCCCGACGACAACAGUGAAGACUGGGGGGAAUUCGAAUCCGCGGAUACUCCGGCUUGUCAAACCGCACCAGCAGUUCUUAGUCACACUGAAGGAAAUGCUUCACGUCGUUCCAUGAAGGGUCCAAACGAGCCGAAAAAGCUUGCAGUCUCGCCCAGUCAUCUUGAUUUGCUAGACUCGUUAUCAAUAGAAGAUAAAUCACCACAAAGACAUUCUCAAGCCUCCAGCACACUUGUUAAUAAAAGCUUGAGUCAUAAAAACAGCAAUAUUACAUCUGCAGCUUCUGGCGUAGCUGAAGAUGAAGAUGCUUUUGAUGACUGGGGUGACUUCGUAGACGGCCCGCCUACGGAACCCCCCAAGAGUGUCGGGUGCCAAAGACUUGCUUCUGCAAAGGUACCAAACCAGAAAGCAAAGGCCGCAACCUAUCUAGAGAGGAAGACUUCUCCAACGUUCAGCAUAUCAAGUAAUGCUGUCUCUCCAGCUCAGAUCCGUCCAACGAAUAUACCUCCACCAUCUGUUCUGUUGGAAUUAUUUCCUCGACUUUUUGAUCAACUCCGGAAGGAGGCUACUGAAGCUAGGAAAAACGUCCAAGAAAAGCAAAAUAUUGAGACUGUCGCCCUGCUGAUUCUUUGCACUCUGAAAGCAGCAGCUCGAGUUGUUGCGGGCCGCACAUUGCGAUGGAAAAGGGAUAGCAUCCUGAGUCAGAGCAUGAGGAUCGGCCCAGCACGCGCAGGGAAGCCAGGAGGGAUGAAACUCAAUACGGUCAAUAAAAACGAGGACAUCAAGGAACAACAAGAAGCUGUUGACGUGAUUUCCAUGUGGCGUGACCGGACCGCCCUUUUCAAUUCUGUGAUCCAGGCAUCUGGCAGGCGUCCAAUUCAUGCUAUCCCUACCAACAUCCGAGCGAUGACUGCCACUCCUGAACAAGGAGCUUUAAAAGCUUCCCAUGCUUGUGCCCUUUGCGGACUGAAAAGAGAGGAACGGCUACCCAAGAUUGAUGACCAGGUAGAGGAUAGCUUCGGGGAGUGGUGGACCGACCAUUGGGGCCAUACUGAGUGUAGACAAUUCUGGGAGACCAACGUUGCUUUACUUGGUCAACGAUGAACCUCUUCUGCAGCAAACUGAUCCUUGGCCAUAUCUACGAGUUUUAAGCUAUCGGAUUAUAGAGCUACAAGGGCUUCACCCGCUCUACGCCCCACUCCAGUACGGUGAAUUACUUACAACCUGUGGCGAUAGAAUGUUGCCAGAAGAUCCGAGAACUGCCAGGUACACCUGCUUACGACUAGCACUAAUAUUGACUCAGCCAAUGGCCGUAGCCCAGAGAAUCAGUAAUGUUCAUGCAGGAUCAAGCGCCUGCAGCUUCGAUCCGUGAUGAUGCCAGUGAUGACGAUGAUUGUAAUUGCCCCGUACACUAGACCCGUUGCGGUUAAACCAAUACAUGGUAGUAACAUGAGUGAGUACUAAGGUUAAGUCAACCUGC